Molecule: messenger RNA, 3141 nt
Organism: Penicillium soppii
Lineage: Eukaryota; Fungi; Ascomycota; Eurotiomycetes; Eurotiales; Aspergillaceae
Product: sulfite reductase subunit alpha
Exons: 1
Coding region: 1-3141 (1046 amino acids)
Cellular component (GO): cytosol
Molecular function (GO): oxidoreductase activity, acting on the aldehyde or oxo group of donors; sulfite reductase (NADPH) activity; FMN binding
Source: RefSeq, a predicted model, not a curated record
AUGGGUUCAUCAGUCCCAGCUUUGUCAGCCUUGAAUGGCCCAACAUAUGUUACAGCUCAGACGCUGAUCCAACAAGUCGCAUACUUGCUGAGUGACAAGAUCUUCUCUUAUUCACCAGAGACUUUCGAUCUUGACACAGCCCUCAAGGAAUGGAACUCAAAAAGUGAGACCAAUGCCAAUGGCGAAUCUCCCGCCCUCCAAACCCUAGAAACCCGCCAGGGUGCCGGUAACAUGGCACUUGGAUAUCUCUUUUCUCAAGACUUCGACCUGAAGAAGCGUCACAUUCCCCAGGGUAUCGUUGCCUCGUCGGCAACCCUUCCAUACAUGCGUGCCGCUCUGGAGCAGCUCUCUCUUCUUUAUUCCGUCGCCAGCCCCGUUGCCGCACAUGUCGCUGCUGUCGACUAUGCCGGCGAGGAUGGCUUGGUCUCUGACUAUGCCUCCGCUCUGUCUUUGGCUGAGGAACUCGGCCUUGGCCUCGUCUCCAGUGGAUCGGUCCACGAGUCUCAGCACAUGGCCCUUUUCGCCACUUUGCUGUCGUCCGUUCUUCCUUCUCUUCACAUUUAUGACGGUGUCCGUGUUGGCCGUGAGACUACUCGCGUCAUUGAUGUUCUCGAUAAGGAAGGUCUCACCCGUACCUAUGAGACCGUCCGGAAGACUCUCGAUGAGGCCCGCAACCGUCAUCUCGAUGCUCAAGGCAAGGUUCUGGACCUCCUCAAGAGCCUGAACGGCGAACUCGGCACUGACUAUGGUGCGUUUGAGUACCACGGUCACUCCGAGCCCACCUCUGUCCUCGUCGCUUUCGGCACUGUCGAGGCUGCUCUCACUGCUCAGAUUGCUCGCUCCCUCGCCAAGGAUGGUGUCCGCGUCGGCGUUGUCAAUGUCCGUGUCUACCGCCCCUUCAUCGAAGAGGAGUUCCUGCGUGUUCUUCCCAAGUCAGCCAAGACCGUCGGAAUUCUUGGACAGGUCGCCUCUGAGCUGGCUGUCCAGGAAGAAGGUGUCCACUCCGCUCUCUACGAGGAUGUCCUCGCCGCUUUGACCUUCGCCACAGACCGCGAACAGAACCCUGCUGCUGUUGAGAUCAAAUACGCCCGCUCUCAGCGUUGGGAUCUUGUUUCGAUCGCUGCCACAUUCCAACGUGUCUAUGAUCAGCCUAUCCUCACCGUUGACGACGAGACCAACGCUGCUCUCCAGCUGCUUGAUCCCGCCUCCGUGCAGGAGUACACUUUCUGGGACGUCGACAGCUCCGUCACUGAGGAGGCUGCCCACAUUUUGGGCCAGGCUCUCGGCGCCGACUCGGCCAGCAACGUCACCACCAGCAAGUCUCACGACAACCUGGUCCAGGGUGGUGCUGUUCGCAUCGACAUUCGCAAGAGCACCAAGAUCGUCGACGCUCCCUAUGCCGUCACUGCUGCUGACGUUUCUUACGUCGGCAACAUUGCGCUCCUGAAGGAUGUUGAUGUUCUCGCCUCAGUCAAGGACACCGGAAAGAUUAUUCUCAAUGCCCCUGGCAUCAAGGAUGAGGACUUGGAGAAGAAGCUCCCUGCCAACUUCAAGCAGACCGUUGCCCAGCGCGGCAUUCCCGUCUUCGUUGUCGACUCAUCGGCCAUUGAGGACUCUUCUCUCGAGGCUCUCAUUCUCCAAGCCUCCUUCGUUCGUGUCGCUCUCCCUGCCCAGGAGGGUGUGGCCACCAAGAAGCUGUCUGCCGUCACUGGCAACGCUGAGGCCUUGGACAACGUGACCAAGGACCUUGAGAAGGUUCUCCGCCAGAUCGAGGUUCCAGAGUCCUGGAAGGAGCCCGAGGGCGUUACCGAGAUCGAGCAGCUCCCUAAGAAUAUCAACGCCAACAGCUUUGUUCCCUUCGAUAAGAACGAGUCUGAGCCCGUCACCUUCCUCAAGGACUGGGAGACCGCCGCUCGUGGACUGGCAUUUAAGGAAGCUUACGGCACCAAGGAUGCUCUUCGUCCCGACCUUGCUCACAAGACUUUUACCGUCCACGUCAAGGAGAACCGCCGUCUCACUCCCACCACCUACGACCGUAACAUCUUCCACAUUGAGUUCGACCUCGGCAACACCGGUCUCAAGUACGACAUCGGCGAGGCUCUUGGUAUCCACGCUGAGAAUAACGCCGAGGAUAUCAGCACCUUCAUUAAAUUCUACGGCUUGGACCCCGAUGCCAUUGUUGAGGUCCCUAGCCGCGAGGACCCUGCCGUUCUGGAGAACCGCACUGUGUACCAGGCUCUGAUCCAGAACGUCGAUAUCUACGGUCGUCCCCCCAAGCGCUUCUACGAAGCCCUCGCUGAGUUCGCCACCGAUGAGAAGGAGAAGAAGGAUCUCCAGACCCUGGGUGGUCCGGACGGCGCCACUGAAUUCAAGCGCCGCGCCGAGGUUGACACCGUCACCUUCGCCGACAUCCUGCUGGAAUACCCUUCCGCCCACCCCGAAUUCCACGAUAUCGUUCGCAUUGUCGGUCCCCUCAAGCGUCGCGAGUACUCGAUCGCCUCCUGCCAGAAGGUGACCCCCACCACGGUCGCUCUCAUGAUCGUCGCCGUCAACUGGACCGCCCCCAAUGGUCGCGACCGCUUCGGUCUUGCUACCCGCUACCUCAGCAGCCUCCGCGUUGGCUCCCCCAUCACCGUCAGCGUCAAGUCCAGCGUGAUGAAGCUACCCCCCAAGUCCACCCAGCCCAUCAUCAUGGCCGGUCUCGGUACCGGUCUGGCACCUUUCCGCGCCUUCGUCCAGCACCGCGCUCUCGAGAAGGCCCAGGGCAAGGAGAUCGGCGCUGUCCUGCUGUACAUGGGCUCCCGUCACCAGCGCGAGGAGUACUGCUACGGCGAGGAAUGGGAGGCUUACCAGGAGGCUGGUGUCAUCACCCUUCUUGGAGCUGCUUUCUCUCGUGACCAGCCCGAGAAGAUCUACAUCCAGGACCGUAUGCGCCAGACCCUGCCGGAGAUCAUCCAGGCGUACAUUCGCGAAGAGGGUGCUUUCUACCUGUGCGGUCCCACUUGGCCCGUGCCCGAUGUCACCGCUGUUCUCGAGGAGGCUAUCGCCACCGAGGCCCGUCUCAAUGGCAAGAAGGUCGAGACUCGCAAGGAGAUUGAGAAGCUCAAGGACGAGGAACGUUACGUUCUUGAGGUCUAUUAG